Cherax quadricarinatus is the source of this 1628-nucleotide messenger RNA. NCBI's taxonomy places the organism in Eukaryota, Metazoa, Arthropoda, Malacostraca, Decapoda, Parastacidae. The record is from RefSeq and is a predicted model, not a curated record.
UGUUCGGGUAGUUGCCAGUGAGGUGCUACCAUGGGUGACUACCAGACAAUACGUCUGGCCAUGAUAUGUCUAGCCAUUAUAGGCAUUGGCCUCUCUGUCUACGCUUUAUAUGUCGAAGUUUCUAAAGAAAAUGAUAAAGAUUACCAGGCAAUGUGUGACAUCAGUGCCUCCAUCUCCUGCUCCAAGGUAUGGUCGAGGUUUUGGAAUAAUUGGAGAACUCCUAGGUCAAGACCAUGUAUUAAACCAACCCAACAGCAUUCCUGGUAUCAUCUUCUACUUUCUCAUUAUUUUCCUUGGGGAAAUGAAGAGCCUGAAGACGGCCAAGGUGCAGCGGGCUGUCAUAAGUCUUUCAAACUUGAUGAGCAUUUAUCUGGCUUACCUUCUGUAUUUUGUGCUUAAGGACUUUUGUAUUGUUUGUGUCAGCACUUACACUAUCAACAUUCUCCUCACUGUCUUGGCAUUUAUGCGUGUCUCUGCUCUCCAGAGACUUAAAAAUGCUAAGAUCAAAUAAUUACAAGAAAUUGGUGAUAUUAAAAGCUAAAAUUAACAUUCACUGAUACAAUUUAGUACCUGUUCCAUUUAUUAUUGGUACAUGUCAUAUCUUUAUGUACCUUUCUUAUGUUACAUAGUGAAAAGAAAUGCUAAUUUUGUAGAGACUCGAUUGAUGUAAUGUUUAUUGGUUGAGAACAUGGUUUAUGUAUUUACAGUAUUGUUAUUUUUUUGCAGUAAUCAUAAUCAAUAAAAAAAGAAGGUAUGUUUAGUAAAUGCAUUCCAUAUAGGUUGUUACUACAGCAGCAGGCCAAUCUAUUUUUCUUUCUUACUUCCUGUAUAGGUUACUAAUAUUUGGUUACACAUACAUGUACACGUACUAGAGCUAGGACAAUACAAACAUGAAAUCCACAAAAGUUUACAAUAUCCAAUACAAAUAGCUAUAUGAUGGUAAACAUCAGUAGUGUAAGCCUGAUAUACUUAGGUUGUAAUAAUUUUAUUAAAUGUGUUGUGUUGUAAUAAUAGUAAUACUAUUAUCAAAUAUACUCAGGAAUAGGUCAGAAAUGCACUUAAGCUCAUUAUUUAAUAUAGAAUUUUUUUAUUAAGUCUUUUUCUUCAGUCAAUAUAUCUGUACAUUAACAAUAUAAAAAAUAUCUGGUAGGUAAAAUUAUGGCACGUUAUAAAUAAUUAUUUACAUUUCAGUUUUUUCAAAACAAUGUAAACCCAUUCAGUAGUUUGAGAUACCUCUUCUCCUGUAUAAAUUACUAAAUUUAAAAAGAGAAACAUUCGUUUUUCUUUUUGGGCCACCCUACCUAGGUGGGAUAUGGCCGGUUUGUUGAAAGAAGAUUUACAUUAAUAACUGUAUGGGAAAAUGAAACAGAAUUCUUCCUCUCUAAGCCAUGUAUAUCAUAAGAGGUGACUAAAAUGCUGGGAGCAAGGAGCUAGUAACCCCUUCUCCUGUAUAAAUUACUAAAUUUAAAAAGAAUAACUUUUUUUUUUUUUUAGGCCACCCUGCCUUGGUGGGAUAUGGCCAGUUUGUUGAAAAAAAAUUGCAUUAAUAUUCUUAAGAACUAUAGACCAUCUGCUUUGAUGAGAAAAUAAUACAAUAUUGGAUAGAUAAUGAUAAACAUAAGACAUGC